Molecule: messenger RNA, 1947 nt
Organism: Athene cunicularia (burrowing owl)
Lineage: Eukaryota; Metazoa; Chordata; Aves; Strigiformes; Strigidae
Gene: CBLIF
Product: cobalamin binding intrinsic factor
Exons: 9
Coding region: 34-1323 (429 amino acids)
Biological process (GO): cobalamin transport
Molecular function (GO): cobalamin binding
Source: RefSeq, a predicted model, not a curated record
GAAGGGCACCAGGAGCUGUUAAAAGCAGAGAGGAUGCCCAGAGAGACCAGUGAGUGCCCACAGGACUUUGCCAGCCUGAGUGGACCUGCUUGCCCUGAGGACAAGAGGAUGCUCGGCGUGGCAUUCAGCAUCGGGGUCCUGCUGGCCCUGGCAGGCAGCACGGUCGCCCACAACUGCGUUGCCUCGCACCAUGUGGUCUCCAAGAUGCUGCGACAUUUGGAGGACUCUGUCAAGACGGAUGAGCCACCGAACCCCAGCGUCCUGCUGGCCAUGAACCUGGCUGGGGCCACCGGCAGUAUCACCCACAAGCAGCUGCUGCAGGAGAUAGAGAAGGAGGCCGUGAAGAGAGCCCAGAAAGACAUGACCUCAGGAGAGGUGGCUCUGUAUGUGCUUGCCCUCAUCUCCUCCUGCGAGAACCCCCGGCAGGUCCAGGCCCUGGGGCAGAGCAUCGACCUCCUCCGCAUCCUGCAGCAGAAAACGGACGAGGAGGUGGCCAGCCUGGAGGUGGAGGGCAUCCCAAAGACCACCCUGUACAGAGUGAGCCUGGAUGCCCUGAGCCUGUGCCUGACAAAGGCAGGUGGCUACCAAGGGGCAUCCGUGAUCCUGGCCAAGCGAGUGCUGAGCCCCGACAGCCACCUCGAUGUGGACACCCGUGCCGUGGCGGCGCUGGCAAUGGCGUGCACGUACAGCCACACGGAUCUCCGUGACAUGCGGGAACUGCUCUGGGAGGCACUGUCAACUGUGACCAACAGCUUCCUGGAUGAGCAGGAGAAGGGCCAUGGCAUGAUUGGAAACAUCUACAGCAUGGGGCUGGCCAUGCAGGCGCUGCAGGCCACGGGCAAGUUUUAUGCCCCACGGGAGUGGGAUUGUGCCCAGGCCUUCUCCAUGGUGUACAAACAUGACUAUGAGUUGCCCAUGGCCAUUGCCCAGGUCCUGCCUGCCCUCGCAGGCAGAUCCUACCUGGAAGCAGCUAGUGUGGACUGCGCUGCCAAAACCACACCCACCAUCGAGGUGCACUACUCCAUCAUCAACAAGCUGCAGGGAAAGCACUUCAGCUACACCACCUCAGUCCGGGUCCCGAGCGGCUCCACGCUGCUCAAGGUGCUGCAGGCAGCAGAGGCGGAGAAACCCCAAAUCUUUAGCUUUCAGACAGAGCAGACAUCCUGGGGCCCCAUGGUGAUCUCCAUCCACGGGCUGGCUGCCAACUCAAACGACAGGACCUACUGGCAGUUCCUCAGCGGUGGGAAGGCCCUCCAAGAAGGGGUCGGUACCUACAAGCCGCACAACGGGGAGCACAUCCAUGCUGUCUUCAGCACCUACUGAAGACACCGAGGGACGCCUGGUGCUGCUGGGACCACCAUGGUGGCAAUGAUAUAGUACACUUUGCAUUUGCUUGUAGCCACGGCUAAUAAUUGUGCUAGUAACCAUAGUUAUGGCACAUAUGGGGCCAAUUUUGAGGUUUCAAAACCUGGUCGAGUAAGACUUGGAAUCGUGGUCGAGCUAACCUUGAUUAUCGUUAAGAAGUUUAUUAAGAAGCAGCUUUGAUCUCCAAACCAUAGACAAGAAGCAGAACAUCUUGGACCAUAAGUGAAUGUCUGAUUACUUAAUUUGGCAAUGAAACUAACUCUGGAAUGCCCCGAAAGUGAACUGCUUUCAUUUUAAUUCUAAAAGCCACACCCACAGGUCAAAAAGACCCCUGCCCAGGUUAAGACCCUUCCCCUGAGCAUGUGGAUAGCAGAAGCUUUAUGGAAACCCGUCUUAUAGUUGUGGGUUAAUCACUAAGCAAUCAGUAUCUAAUAGGUGUGUUUGGGAAAGUGCUAACUUCUGAUUUUUGUGUAUAAAAGGAGAAUGAAAACCUGCUGUCGGGGUGCUUGAUUUGUGGAAAAGUCCACUGAGCGCCCAGGCCUGAAUAAAUACAACAUCUCUCCUGAGAGUGUUAAGAUGGGU